AAAAUUUAAAAGUUGAAAAUGUCAUAACAAAAACACGUUGAUUUGUUGUCCGUGUGUACCUAUGUGUGGAUUUAAAGUUAUUAAAGAAAGUCUUUGCGAUACUAAUGUUACUCGGCAACCAUGGGUAAAUCACGCUAUAACGCUAAGGCGCGUCAGGUCGUCAAGACUAAUAUCGAUAACUCACAAACUAACGAGAUCCAUGUUGAGUUUGCAUCUAAUGAAUAUGGUUCAACAGACGCAAGUAACCUCCUUGCUCUGCCCUCCAAGAAAAGGGAGAGUAAAGUCGUCAAAGAUAAAAAGGAAAAGACAAGAUUCCUGUCUAAAGCCCAAAGGAAAAGGCUUGAAAAGAUUGUUGAAAAGAAAAAGAAGAAGGAAAAUCGGGCAUCACUCCUUGAAUCUCUAGCACAAGUCCAAGCAACACCAGAAGAGGUCAGUCGCCUGACUGGCAUAUCCACAUACCAGACUAUAGGUCUCAGGAAAGUGAACGAACUGAACUCUGAAUUCCCAACGCAGGAGGUUUUGGUGAAUACGGAGCAAAAGAAGUUUAGUAGUAUUGCUGGUGCGAAAAAGCGUCUACGCCUUCUAAAACUUGAUAAAGAAGAGAAGAUAAAAAAGAAGAAAUAUGAUCCUAAUGUUGUUGGCCUAGAAGAAUCAUCAGAUGAAAGCUCUUCUGGAUCUGAUAAUGAUGAUGAUGAUGAUGAUGACCCCGAAAUAGUAAAUGGACAUGAUUCAAAAGAAGAAAGUACUGUAAACGGUCCUGAAAAGAAUGAAACAACAGAAAUAAUAGAAGUAAAAGAUGAAACUACUAAAACAGAGGAAAUACUUCCCGAAAAUAACAAGAAAAGUGAUAAAAAGACAAAAAAUGCUUCGAAAAAUGACGAAAAAGGUCCUGAAGUGAAGGUUGAAAAGAAACCAUUGCUGGAUCAUCCUACUGUUAACGUGCAAGUGAAAAGAGACCCAAAGAUUCAGGUAGCAAGAUUGAAAUUGCCAAUACUUGGUGAGGAACAGAGAAUCAUGGAGUUGAUUAACGAGAAUGAAUUUCUGAUUGUUGCUGGUGAAACAGGCAGCGGUAAAACAACCCAAAUCCCCCAAUUCCUGUACGAAGCAGGUUACGCCGAACACAAGAUGAUUGCCGUGACGGAACCGCGGCGAGUCGCCACUGUCGCUAUGGCGGCCCGAGUUGGGCAUGAGUUGGGUCUGACUAGCAAAGAGGUCUCGUAUUUGAUGCGGUUUGAAGGAAACGUUAGUAAAGAUACGAAGAUCAAGUUCAUGACUGAUGGUGUACUUCUAAAAGAAAUUCAAUCUGACUUCUUAUUAAGCAAAUAUUCAGUGGUCAUUAUCGACGAGGCUCACGAAAGGAGCGUCUAUACUGAUAUCUUGUUGGGUCUGUUAUCAAGGAUUGUCCCUUUAAGGAGAAAACGAGGGUCACCUUUAAGGCUCAUCAUCAUGUCUGCCACUUUAAGGGUUGAAGACUUUACGGAGAAUACUAGAUUGUUUAAAGAACCACCUCCUGUUAUUAAGAUAGACUCGAGACAGUUCACAGUGACCACGCACUUUAAUAAGAAUACUUACAGCGAUUAUUUGAAAGAGGCGUACAAGAAGGCUGUCAAAAUACACACGAGGCUGCCAGAAGGGGGGAUACUUAUAUUUGUGACUGGUCAACAGGAGGUAAACUAUCUGGUACGAAAGCUAAAGGCAUCGUUUCCUUACCGUAAAGACAUGGACUAUAGCAAGCUGAUCAAUAAGACGAAGCCGGUAUCUGCCGCUGAAGCUGAACUGGAUUCAGAGCCUGAGGAUAUUGAGUCUGACGAUGAUGAGGUUGAGAAAGAAAUGAAACGCGCCCGCAAAGCUCGCAGGAAAGCUAAGCUGAAGUCUAAAGCUUUGCCUAAGAUCAACCUGGAUGAUUAUGACAUGCCUGAAGACGACGGCCAGGCUGACCUGGUCGGUGAUGAUGAAGACAGCGAGGGACAUCUUAGUGAUUCAGACGCCGAAGAAGACACCCUAACUUCUGCCAUAAAAUCCUGCCGUCAACCUCUAUGGGUGUUGCCUCUGUACUCGAUGCUAAACUCUGCUAAACAAGCGCGAGUGUUUGCCCCCGCGCCAGUAGGGGCCCGGCUGUGUGUAGUCAGUACUGAUGUCGCAGAAACAUCACUUACUAUACCCGCUGUCAGAUAUGUUGUGGAUACCGGCAAGAAGAAAAUGCGUGUAUACGACCACGCGACGGGAGCUAGUGCAUGGCGUGUGGUAUGGACGUCCCGCGCGAGUGCGGAACAACGCGCAGGUCGCGCCGGCCGCGUGGGCGCGGGACACGCCUACAGGCUGUACAGUAGCGCCGUGUUCCAACACGACUGCCCCGACCAUCACCCGCCGGACCUCUGCAGGCGACCCGUCGAUGAUUUACUGCUCACUAUGAAGUGUAUGGGCAUUGAUAAGGUCGUAAACUUCCCAUUCCCAACGGCUCCGGAUCGAAUGCAGCUGCGCUUGGCUGAGAAGCGGCUGGAAACCCUCGGUAUACUGGAGAAACCACCCAUGAGGAAUACCAAGAAGGGGGAAGAAGAGGUAUUAAAAGUGACACCUUUGGGCAAGGCUGUGUCGGCCUUUCCUCUGCUGCCUCGUUACGGCAAGAUGCUUGCGCUGAGUCAUCAGCAGAACCUUCUAGCAUACACCAUCGCGCUCGUGUCGGCUUUGUCUGUUCCCGAGGUGAUGUCAGGCAAGCCAGACAGUUGGCCGGCAACUGGUCACGUCCAGUUGUUAGGCGACCCAGGAGUGUUGCUGCGAGCAGUAGGGGCCGCAGAGUUCGCCUACGUGAAGGGCGAAGAAGACAUCUUCUGUGCUAAAUAUGGACUUAGAGAGAAGGCAAUCAAAGAAAUCCGUAAACUCCGAAAGCAGUUGACAUCUGAGAUCAAUCUCAGCGUGGCUGGCGUAGAUGUUGCUGUAGACCCUGAGAUGAGGCCGCCCACUGAUGACCAAGCCCGGCUGCUGAGGCAGCUGGUGCUAAGUGGACUGGGAGACCAGGUCGGGAAGAAGAUCGCGUUAGAGGAGGUUAAGCAAGGAGAAGAUAAACGAAAAUUCAAAUACGCCUACCACUGUGGCGAGCUAGAAGAACCAGUACACCUUCACUCGGACUCCAUACUCCGGAAGACCAUACCAGAGUGGGUGGUGUUCCAGGAGUUGUACGAGACUGGGGCCGAGGAGAGACGGAAGAUGGUGAUGAGAAACGUGACGGCCAUAGAACCGGAAUGGCUGCCGUUGUUAGUGCCUCAGAUGUGUAAUUUAGGUGAUCCUUUAGACGAACCGCCACCGGCUUACGAUCAGAAGUCAGGUCGCGUCAAGUGUCACUUUAAGGGUACCUUCGGCAAAGCUGGCUGGGAGCUGCCGACUGUAGAAGUAGACUUUCCUGAGAAGAUUGAGAGAUACAGAUGGUUCGCCCGUUUUCUUCUAGAAGGUUCUGUGUUCCCCAAGCUGAGGAAAUACACCAGUUCCCUCCUAUCGCCACCUUCGACCAUGGUCAAGUCCUGGGCGCGACUUCAGCCCAGAACGGAGUUACUUCUAGAAGCUUUGAUUAGGAGACGAGCUGGUACGAGGGACGCUUUACAAAAUGCCUGGGAGGAAAAUAAAACUUACCUCCUUGAUGAAUAUCUAAAAUGGGUGCCCGAGUCAGCCCAUAACGAAGUCUCAUUGUAUUGGCCGCCGAUGUAAGAUGUUCGUCUAAUAUCUAUGUAAUUAAUGUAAAUAAAUAUGAUUUAAAAUUAA
Trichoplusia ni (cabbage looper) is the source of this 3753-nucleotide messenger RNA. RefSeq names its product probable ATP-dependent RNA helicase kurz (gene kz). Gene Ontology annotation, biological process: maturation of SSU-rRNA from tricistronic rRNA transcript (SSU-rRNA, 5.8S rRNA, LSU-rRNA). Lineage: Eukaryota; Metazoa; Arthropoda; Insecta; Lepidoptera; Noctuidae. The record is from RefSeq and is a predicted model, not a curated record. Gene Ontology annotation, cellular component: nucleolus; intracellular anatomical structure. Gene Ontology annotation, molecular function: RNA binding; ATP binding. The transcript is spliced from 19 exons. Bases 121 to 3699 code for a protein of 1192 amino acids.